This is a messenger RNA of Pseudopipra pipra, 10530 nucleotides long. RefSeq lists its product as uncharacterized. Gene Ontology annotation, cellular component: nucleus. The record is from RefSeq and is a predicted model, not a curated record. Gene Ontology annotation, molecular function: RNA polymerase II cis-regulatory region sequence-specific DNA binding; DNA-binding transcription activator activity, RNA polymerase II-specific. The transcript has 23 exons. NCBI's taxonomy places the organism in Eukaryota, Metazoa, Chordata, Aves, Passeriformes, Pipridae. Gene Ontology annotation, biological process: regulation of transcription by RNA polymerase II.
AUGGAAACUGCACACCCAGAAUAUUGGCACAACAGAGGAAUCCAGUUGGAGAGCCCGGAGGACAAAUCCCCCCGUGAGACCCUGGUGGGAGAGGCCGUUUUGAAGGGCUCCCCGGCGCAGGAAGGCAGCGGGGAGGAAAAGGGCCGGAGAUCCCCCCGCAGGAGGGGCUCCAAAGCCAUCCCAGGGUGCUCUGAGGAGGAAAGAGCCAGCCUGUGCCGGGAAGGCGGCCGGAGCUUGAGCCAGAGCUCUGAGCUGGUGGUCCCUGAGCAGCCUCCCAGCAGGCAGAAGCCCUUCAGGUGCUUGGAAUGUGGGAAGAGCUUCAGGAAGAGCUUCAACCUCCUCACCCACCAGCACAUCCACACCGGGGAACGUCCCUACAUGUGUGGUGAAUGUGGGAAGAGCUUCAGGCAGAGGUCCAACCUCCACACCCACCAGCGCAUCCACACUGGGGAACGGCCCUACACAUGUAGGGAAUGUGGGAAGAGCUUCAACCAGAGCUCCAACCUCCGCACCCACCAGGGCAUACACAGUGGAGAACGGCCCUACCCGUGUAUGGAAUGUGGGAAGAGCUUCAGGGACAGCUCCCACCUGAUCGAACACCAGCACAUCCACACCGGAGAACGGCACUACACCUGUAGGGAAUGUGGGAAGAGCUUCAGCCAGAGAUCCACCCUCCUCCAACACCGUGGUGUGCACACUGGAGAACGGCCCUACACGUGUUGGGAAUGUGGGAAGAGCUUCAGUUACAGCUCCACCCUCCACAUCCACCGACUCAUCCACACUGGGGAACGACCUUACAAGUGCUUGGAAUGUGGGAAGAGGUUCAGGACCAGCUCAGAUCUCCUCAGGCAUGAGCAGACACACACGGAUGAGAGGCCCUUCCGCUGCACCGACUGCGGGAAGGGCUUCAACCGGAACUCCCACCUUGUCACCCACCGGCACAUCCACACCGGGGAGAGGCCCUACAAGUGUGGGGAGUGUGGGAAGAGCUUCACCGAGAGCUCUAACUUCAACCUCCUCACCCACCAGCACAUCCACACUGGGGAACGUCCCUACAUGUGUGGGGAAUGUGGGAAGAGCUUCAGGCAGAGGUCCAACCUCCACACCCACCAGCGCAUCCACAGUGGGGAACGGCCCUACACAUGUAGGGAAUGUGGGAAGAGCUUCAACCAGAGCUCCAACCUCCGCACCCACCAGGGCAUACACACUGGAGAACGGCCCUACCCGUGUAUGGAAUGUGGGAAGAGCUUCAGGGACAGCUCCCACCUGAUCGAACACCAGCACAUCCACACCGGAGAACGGCACUACACCUGUAGGGAAUGUGGGAAGAGCUUCAGCCAGAGAUCCACCCUCCUCCAACACCGUGGUGUGCACACUGGGGAACGGCCCUACACAUGUUGGGAAUGUGGGAAGAGCUUCAGUUACAGCUCCACCCUCCACAUCCACCGACUCAUCCACACUGGGGAACGACCUUACAAGUGCUUGGAAUGUGGGAAGAGGUUCAGGACCAGCUCAGAUCUCCUCAGGCAUGAGCAGACACACACGGAUGAGAGGCCCUUCCGCUGCACCGACUGCGGGAAGGGCUUCAACCGGAACUCCCACCUUGUCACCCACCGGCGCAUCCACACCGGGGAGAGGCCCUACAAGUGUGGGGAGUGUGGGAAGAGCUUCACCGAGAGCUCUAAUUACACUACACACCAGCACAUCCACACUGGGGCACGACCCUACUCAUGUGGGGAAUGUGGGAAGAGCUUCAGGGACAGCUCCACCCUCCGCACCCACCAACGCAUCCACACUGGAGAACGGCCCUACAAGUGUGGGGAGUGUGGGAAGAGGUGUCGGACCAGCUCAGAUCUCGUCGUGCACCAGCGGACGCACACAGAUGAGAGGCCCUUCCGCUGCACCGACUGUGGGAAGGGCUUCAAGCAGAACUCCCACCUUGUCACCCACCGGCGCAUCCACACCGGGGAGAGGCCCUACAAGUGUGGGGAGUGUGGGAAGAGCUUUAGCCACAGCUCCCACCUGAUCCGGCACAAGCACAUCCACACAGGAGAGAAGCCCUUCAGGUGCUUGGAAUGUGGGAAGAGCUUCAGUCAGAGCUCUCACGUGCUCCGACACCAGGACAUGCACACUGGGGCACGUCCCUACACGUGUGGAGAAUGUGGGAAGAGCUUCAGCCAGAACUACCACCUCCGCACCCACCAGCGCAUCCACAGCGGGGAACGGCCCUACAAGUGUGAGGAAUGUGGGAAGAGCUUCAGCCGGAGGUACCACCUCUGCACCCACCAGCGCAUCCACAGUGGGGAACGGCCGUACACAUGUGAGGAAUGUGGGAAGAGCUUCAACCGGAGCUUUCACCUUCGUUCCCACCAGCACAUCCACACUGGAGAAUGUCCUUACACGUGUAGGGAAUGUGGGAAGAGCUUCAGUCACAGCUCCACCCUCCGCAAACACCAUCGCAUCCACACUGGGGAACGGCCCUACAAGUGCUUGGAAUGUGGGAAGAGGUUUCCAACCAGGGGCAAUCUCUACACGCAUGAGCGGACGCACAGGGAUGAGAGGCCCUUCUGCUGCACCGACUGCGGGAAACGGUUCAAGGAGAAAUCCCAUCUUGUCACCCACCGACGCAUCCACACCGGGGAGAGGCCCUACAAGUGUGGGGAGUGUGGGAAGAGAUUCACCCAGAUUGGUGUCUUAACCAAACACCAACGGACCCACCGGUAAGAGAAGCCCUACCAGUGCCCCGACUGCAGGAAGAGCUUCGGCCAUAAGAAAAAUUUAAUAACUGAAACAAAGCUCCAUCUCAGGCAGAAGCCCUUCAGGUGCUUGGAAUGUGGGAAGAGCUUCAGGAAGAGCUUCAACCUCCUCACCCACCAGCACAUCCACACCGGGGAACGUCCCUACAUGUGUGGUGAAUGUGGGAAGAGCUUCAGGCAGAGGUCCAACCUCCACACCCACCAGCGCAUCCACACUGGGGAACGGCCCUACACAUGUAGGGAAUGUGGGAAGAGCUUCAACCAGAGCUCCAACCUCCGCACCCACCAGGGCAUCCACACUGGAGAACGGCCCUACCCGUGUAUGGAAUGUGGGAAGAGCUUCAGGGACAGCUCCCACCUGAUCGAACACCAGCACAUCCACACCGGAGAACGGCACUACACCUGUAGGGAAUGUGGGAAGAGCUUCAGCCAGAGAUCCACCCUCCUCCAACACCGUGGUGUGCACACUGGGGAACGGCCCUACACAUGUUGGGAAUGUGGGAAGAGCUUCAGUUACAGCUCCACCCUCCACAUCCACCGACUCAUCCACACUGGGGAACGACCUUACAAGUGCUUGGAAUGUGGGAAGAGGUUCAGGACCAGCUCCACUCUCCUUGUGCACCAGCGGACGCACACGGAUGAGAGGCCCUUCCGCUGCACCGACUGUGGGAAGGGCUUCAACCGGAACUCCCACCUUGUCACCCACCGGCGCAUCCACACAGGGGAGAGGCCCUACAAGUGUGGGGAGUGUGGGAAGAGCUUCACCGAGAGCUCUAAGUUGACCAGACACCAAUGGACCCACCGCAGGGAGAAGCCCUUCAGGUGCUUCGAAUGUGGGAAGAGCUUCAGCUGGAGGUCCCACCUGCUCCGCCACCUGCACAUCCACACUGGGGAACGGCCCUACAAGUGCUUGGAAUGUGGGAAGAAGUUUCAGCGCAGCUCACAUCUUCUCCUGCACCAGCGGACGCACACGGAUGAGAGGCCCUUCCGCUGCACCGACUGCGGGAAGGGCUUUAAGCACAACUCCACCCUCCUCACCCACCGGCGCAUCCACACCGGGGAACGGCCCUACAAGUGUGGGGAGUGUGGGAAGAGCUUUACCCAUAGCUCCACCCUCCACAACCACCAGCUCAUCCACACUGGGGAACGGCCCUAUAAGUGCUUUGAAUGUGGAAAGAUGUUUGCAACCGACUGGAAUCUCCUGCAGCACCAGCGGACGCACACGGAUGAGAGGCCCUUCCGCUGCACCAACUGCGGGAAGGGCUUCAACCAGAACUCCACCCUCGUCACCCACCGGCGCAUCCACAGCGGGGAGAGGCCUUACAAGUGCUUGGAAUGUGGGAAGAGCUUCAGUCAGAGCUUCAGCCUGCUCCGCCACCAGCAAAUCCACACUGGGGCACGUCCCUACACAUGUGGAGAAUGUGGGAAGAGCUUCAGCCAGAGCUACCACCUCCGCACCCACCAGCUCAUCCACACUGGGGAACGGCCCUACAAGUGUGAGGAAUGUGGGAAGAGCUUCAGCCGGAGCUUUCACCUUCGUUCCCACCAGCACAUCCACACUGGAGAAUGUCCUUACACGUGUAGGGAAUGUGGGAAGAGCUUCAGUGACAGCUCCACCCUCCGCAAACACCAUCGCAUCCACACUGGGGAACGGCCCUACAAGUGCUUGGAAUGUGGGAAGAGGUUUCAGACCAGCUCACAUCUCCUCCUGCAUGAGCGGACGCACACGGAUGAGAGGCCCUUCCGCUGCACUGACUGCGGGAAGGGCUUCAACCGGAACUCCAACCUCGUCACUCACCGGCGCAUCCACAGAGGGGAGAGGCCCUACAAGUGCUUCGAAUGUGGGAAGAGCUUCAGCUGGAGGUCCCACCUGCUCCGACACCUGCUCAUCCACACUGGGGAACGGCCCUACACGUGUAGGGAAUGUGGGAAGAGCUUUAGUGACCGGUCCACCCUCCGCACCCACAAACACAUCCACACUGGGGAACAGCCCUACACGUGUGGGGAAUGUGGGAAGAGCUUCAGCCUGAACACCACCCUCCGCACCCACGAACGCAUCCACACUGGGGAACGGCCCUACACGUGUGGGGAAUGUGGGAAGAGCUUCAGUCAGAGCUCCAAUCUCCGCACCCACCAGCUCAUCCACACUGGGGAACGGCCCUACAAGUGCUUGAAAUGUGGGAAGAGGUUUCGGACCAGCUCAGAUCUCCUCCUGCACCAGCGGACGCACACGGAUGAGAGGCCCUUCCGCUGCACCGACUGUGGGAAGGGCUUCAACCGGAACGGCAACCUCGUCACCCACCGGCGCAUCCACACCGGGGAGAGGCCCUACAAGUGUGGGGAGUGUGGGAAGACCUUCCCCCACAGCUCUACCUUGACCUCACACCAACGGACCCACCACAGGGAGAAGCCCUUCAGGUGCUUGGAAUGUGGGAAGAGCUUCAGUAGGAGCAGCACCCACCUCCUCACCCACCAGCACAUCCACACUGGAGAAUGUCCUUACACAUGUAGGGAAUGUGGGAAGAGCUUCAGUGACAGGUCCACCCUCCUCAGCCACCAGCACAUCCACACUGGGGAACGGCCCUACAAGUGUAGGGAAUGUGGAAAGAGCUUCAGUAAAAGCUCUACCCUCCUAACCCACCAGCACAUCCACACGGGGGGACGACCCUACACAUGUAGGGAAUGUGGGAAGAGCUUCAGCCAGAGCUCCACCCUCCACACCCACCAACGCAUUCACACUGGGAAACGGCCCUACAAGUGCUUGGAAUGUGGGAAGAGGUUUCAGACCAGCUCAUAUCUCCUCCUGCAUGAGCGGAUUCACACAGAUGAGAGGCCCUUCCGCUGCACCGACUGCGGGAAGGGCUUCAACCGGAACUCCACCCUCGUCAGGCACCGGCGCAUCCACACCGGGGAUAGGCCCUACAAAUGUGGGGAGUGUGGGAAGAGCUUCACCCAGAGCUCUAAUUUGACCAAACACCAACGGACCCACCAGUAAGAGAAACCCUACCAGUGCUUGGAAUGUGGGAAGAGCUUCAGGAAGAGCACCAACCUCCUCCGCCAUCAGCAUAUCCACACUGGAGAAUGGCCCUACACUUGUAGGGAAUGUGGGAAGAGCUUCAGCCGGAGCUCCAGCCUGAUCCGACACCAACGCAUCCACACUGGGGAACGGCCCUACGCGUGUGGGGAGUGUGGGAAGAGCUUCAGGGACAGCUCCGACCUUAUCCGACACCAGCACAUCCACAGUGGGGAAUGGCCCUACACAUGUGGGGAAUGUGGGAAGGGCUUCAGGAAGAGCUCCUGCCUUCUCACCCACCAGCUCAUCCACACUGGGGAAUGUCCCUACACAUGUGGGGAAUGUGGGAUGAGCUUCAACCAGAGCUCUGUCUUUCGCAGACACCAGCGCAUGCACACUGGGGAACGGCCCUACACAUGUGGGGAGUGUGGGAUGACUUUCAACCAGAGCUCCACUCUCUGCAGCCAUCAGCACAUCCACACUGGAGAACGGCCCUACACAUGUGGGGAGUGUGGGAAGAGCUUUAACCAGCGCUCCACCCUCUUCACCCACCGGCUCAUCCACACUGGGGAACGGCCCUACACAUGUGGGGAAUGUGGGAAGAGCUUCAACCGGAGCUCCACCCUCCGCACCCACCAGCGCAUCCACACUGGAGAACGGCCCUACAAGUGCUUGGAAUGUGGGAAGAGGUUUCAGACCAGUUCACAUCUCCUCGUGCACCAGCGGACACACACGGAUGAGAGGCCCUUCCGCUGCACCGACUGCGGGAAGGGCUUCAAGCAGAACUCCACCCUCAUCACCCACCGGCACAUCCACACCGGGGAAAGGCCCUGAAAGUGUGGGGAGUGAUGCUGUAAGUUUUUUUCUCUUGUCUCUGGUUUGCAGAUUCAUCAGCAACCUCCCACUAGAAAGAAGCCCUUCAGGUGCUGGGAAUGUGGGAAGAGCUUCAGUCAGAGCUUCAGCCUGCUCCGCCACCAGCAAAUCCACACUGGGGCACGUCCCUACACAUGUGGAGAAUGUGGAAAGAGCUUCAGCCAGAGCUACCACCUCCGCACCCACCAGCUCAUCCACACUGGGGAACGGCCCUACAAGUGUGAGGAAUGUGGGAAGAGCUUCAGCCGGAGCUUUCACCUUCGUUCCCACCAGCACAUCCACACUGGAGAAUGUCCUUACACGUGUAGGGAAUGUGGGAAGAGCUUCAGUGACAGCUCCACCCUCCGCAAACACCAUCGCAUCCAUACUGGGGAACGGCCCUACAAGUGCUUGGAUUGUGGGAAGAGGUUUCCAACCAGGGGGAAUCUCUACACGCAUGAGCGGACGCACACGGAUGAGAGGCCCUUCCACUGCACCGACUGUGGGAAAUGGUUCAAGGAGAAAUCCCAUCUUGUCACCCACCAGCGCAUCCACACCGGGGAGAGGCCCUACAAGUGUGGGGAGUGUGGGAAGAGAUUCACCCAGAUCGGUGUCUUGACCAAACACCAACGGACCCACCACAGGGAGAAGCCCUUCAAGUGCUUGGAAUGUGGGAAGAGCUUCAGGAAGAGCUCCCAUCUCCUCAGCCACCAGCACAUCCACACUGGGGAAUGGCCCUACAUGUGUGAGGAAUGUGGGAAGAGCUUCAGGCAGAGCUCCAACCUCCACAAACACCAGCGCAUCCACACUGGGGAACUUCCCUACAAGUGUGGGGACUGUGGGAAGAGCUUCAGUGACAGUUCCAACCUGAUCCGCCACAAGCACAUCCACACUGGGGAACGGCCCUACACAUGUGGGGAAUGUGGGAAGGGCUUCAGUUGCAGCUCCACCCUCCACACCCACCAACUCAUCCACACCAGGGAACGGCCUUACACGUGUGGGGAAUGUGGGAAGAGGUUUCACACCAGCUCACAUCUCCUGAAGCACGAGCGGACGCACACGGAUGAGAGGCCCUUCUGCUGCACUGACUGUGGGAAGGGCUUCAACCGGAACUUCCACCUCAUCACCCACCGGCGCAUCCACAACGGGGAGAGACCUUACAAGUGUGGGGAAUGUGGGAGGAGCUUCACCCAGAGCGGUAACUUGACCAAACACCAACGGACCCACCACAGAGAGAAGCCCUUCAAAUGCUUGGAAUGUGGGAAGAGCUUUAGUAGGAGCAACACCCUCCUCACCCACCAGCACAUCCACACUGGAGAACGGCCCUACCCUUGUGGGGAAUGUGGGAAGAGCUUCAGGCAAAGCUCCAAGCUUAUCCAACACCAGCGCAUCCACAGUGGGGAAUGGCCCUACACAUGUAGGGAAUGUGGGAAGGGCUUCAGCGACAGGUUCAGUCAAUGCACCCACCUGCGCAUCCACACUGGGGAACGUCCCUACAGGUGUGGGGAAUGUGGGAAGAGCUUCAACUGCAGCUCCAACCUCCUCACCCACCAGCGCAUCCACACUGGAGAACGUCCCUACACGUGUGGGGAAUGUGGGAAGAGUUUCAGGCACAGCUCCACCCUCCACUCCCACAAGCACAUCCACACUGGGGAACUACCCUACACGUGUGGGGAAUGUGGGAAGAGCUUCAGGAACAGCUCACACCUCCGUAUCCACCAGCACAUCCACACUGGGGAGCGGCCCUACACGUGUGGGGAAUGUGGGAAGAGCUUCAGUGACAGCUCCAAUCUUCACGCCCACCAACGCAUCCACACUGGAGAACAGCCCUACACUUGUGGGAAAUGUGGGAAGAGGUUUCAGACCAGCUCUCAUCUCCUCAGACAUGAGCGGACGCACACGGAUGAGAGGCCCUUCCGCUGCACCGACUGCGGGAAGGGCUUCAAGCAGAAUGCUCACCUCGUCACCCAUCGGCGCAUCCACACCAGGGAGAGGCCCUACAAGUGUGGGGAGUGUGGGAAGAGCUUCAGUGACAGCUCUACCUUGACCAGACACCAACGGACCCACUGGGAGGAGUCCUGGGGGUGCCCCCCAAAGUCUGGGGGGGAGAUGUACCGCAUCUGGCGUCCUGCCGGGGCCGGAGUUGGGGGGAUGUCCUUGGCCUUCCCUGUGGGCCGGAGGCAAAUCCCCUGCCUGUCCUUCUUGCUUCCUGCCCCAGGCCCCGAGCUGAGGACGGAGAGCCCGGAGGACAAAUCCCCCCGUGAGACCCUGGUGGGAGAGGCCGUUUUGAAGGGCUCCCCGGCGCAGGAAGGCAGCGGGGAGGAAAAGGGCCGGAGAUCCCCCCGCAGGAGGGGCUCCAAAGCCAUCCCAGGGUGCUCUGAGGAGGAAAGAGCCAGCCUGUGCCGGGAAGGCGGCCGGAGCUUGAGGGGGAGCUCUGAGCUGGUGGUCCCUGAGCAGCCUCCCAGCAGAGAGAAGCCCCUCAGGUGCUUGGAAUGUGGGAAGAGCUUCAAGAACAGCUCCCACCUGAUCCGACACCAGCAGAUCCACACUGGGGCACGUCCCUACACGUGUGGGGAAUGUGGGAAGAGCUUCAACCAGAGCUCCCACCUGGUCAAACACCAGUGCGUCCACACUGGGGAAUGGCCCUACAAAUGUGGGGAAUGUGGGAAGAGCUUCAGUGACAGCUUCAGCCUGAUCCGACACCUGCACAUCCACACUGGGGAACGGCCGUACACGUGUGAGGAAUGUGGGAAGAGCUUCAGGGACAGCUGCAGCCUGAUCCGACACCUGCACAUCCACACUGGGGAACGGCCCUACACAUGUGGGGAAUGUGGGAAGAGCUUCAGGGACAGCUGCAGCCUGAUCCGACACCUGCACAUCCACACUGGGGAACGGCCCUACACGUGUGGGGAAUGUGGGAAGAGCUUCAGGGACAGCUGCAGCCUCCGCACCCACCAGCUCAUCCACACUAGGGAACGGCCCUACCUCUGUCAGAAAUGUGGGAAGAGCUUUAGGAAGAGCUCCAGCCUGAUCCAACACCAGCACAUCCACACUGGGGAAAGUCCCUACCUCUGUGAGGAAUGUGGGAAGAGCUUUAGGAACAGCUCCAACCUCAUCACCCACAAGCGCAUCCACACUGGUGAACGGCCCUACAAGUGCUUGGAGUGUGGGAAGAGGUUUCAGACCAGCUCAAGUCUCCUCAGACAUGAGCGGAUGCACAGGGAUGAGAGGCCCUUCCGCUGCACCGACUGCGGGAAGGGCUUCAACCGGAACUCCCACCUCAUCACCCACCGGCGCAUCCACACCGGGGAGAGGCCCUACAAGUGUGGGGAGUGUGGGAAGACCUUCCCCCACAGCUCUACCUUGACCAAACACCAACGGACCCACCAGGGGGAGAAACCCUUCAUGUGCUUGGAAUGUGGGAAGAGCUUCAGGAGGAGCACCGACCUCCUCAGCCACCAGCACAUUCACACCGGGGAACGGCCCUACACGUGUAGGGAAUGUGGGAAGAGCUUCAGGAGCAGCUCCAACCUCAGCACCCACCAGCACAUCCACACUGGAGAACGGCCCUACAAGUGUGGGCAAUGUGGAAAGAGGUUUCAGACCAGCUCAAGUCUCCUCAGACAUGAGCGGACGCACACAGAUGAGAGGCCCUUCCGCUGCACCGACUGCGGGAAGGGCUUCAACCGGAACGGCAACCUCAUCACCCAUCGGCGCAUCCACACAGGGGAGAGGCCCUACAAGUGUGGGGAGUGUGGGAAGAGCUUCACCCAGAGCUCUAACUUGACCAUACACCAACGGACCCACUAGUAAGAGAAGCCCUUUGAGUGCCCCGACUGCGGGAAGAGCUUCGGCCGAUGCUUCCACCCCAAAUGAACCCCCUGAUGGUGAGGCAACCCCUGGAGUCCA